Protopolystoma xenopodis is the source of this 519-nucleotide messenger RNA. NCBI's taxonomy places the organism in Eukaryota, Metazoa, Platyhelminthes, Monogenea, Polystomatidea, Polystomatidae. The record is from the annotation of a GenBank genome assembly.
UCCUCCGGUCGACCCGCCAUCCGCACGCCGAUAAGCACUUCUUUGGCCCUUGGUCAUUCUCAAGCCAAGAGAACCUCUGAUUCUGCAUUAGCCGUCCCUCAUACGGUUUCCACGCCUUCUUCACCACUCUGUCCUAUAUCAACAAGUCUUGUUCUAGCCUCUACGGUGUCCAACAAUUCCACAGUAGGCAACACAAAUAGUACGACUAGCAGCAGCACUCGGGCGCAAUUCAUCCCAAGCCCUACUGGUGAGAUGUGCAUUUCAGAGCAGUCACUUCCCCUUCCUAAUGUCUAUCGUUAUCCUACUGCUGGCGAGGACUCUAUGACCAGUCGGGCUCAUUUGACACAUAAUCUAGGAAUUAUGGCCUUCCGAUCGUCAGCUCAUACUUCGCGUUCUGCAAUGAACAUUGUUACAGUCUCUGGGCCCAGUACUUGUGCAGCUCAAGCUCACACAACUGCUGUUCAGGCGAGCCAAUCGCGCCCAUUCGUGCCAGGUUCAUCGAAUGGUGAUCGUUUCUAG